This is a messenger RNA of Homalodisca vitripennis (glassy-winged sharpshooter), 2124 nucleotides long. RefSeq names its product tight junction protein ZO-1-like. NCBI's taxonomy places the organism in Eukaryota, Metazoa, Arthropoda, Insecta, Hemiptera, Cicadellidae. Gene Ontology annotation, cellular component: bicellular tight junction; plasma membrane. Gene Ontology annotation, biological process: protein localization to cell-cell junction; cell-cell junction organization; cell-cell adhesion. Gene Ontology annotation, molecular function: cell adhesion molecule binding. The record is from RefSeq and is a predicted model, not a curated record.
AUGAACUGUUCGGCUCGAUUAGGAUUAGGCAUUAUCCUGACCAAUGAAGCUUCAUGUGCGACUCGGCGCUACGUGGACGAAGCUAAUGGCGUGCUUCAAUAUUAUCUCGUUAUCGGAAAAGGUCUCUUUGAAGAGAAAUUGCCCCAGAUCCGAUUGGCGAACGAAGCAUCUCAACUGCAGUUCGCGGUAACAGGUACAGAUCACAGAUGUGGCAGUAAUCAUUAUACUCCCGUUACUCUGGUGCGUAUCUCUGAUGGGAAAAUACGCCAGAUCCAAUUUGUGAACGAAGCACCUCAAGUGACGUCAAUGCUGACAGGUUCCAGAGUCAAUGACCGCAUCAUGAGUGCCAACGGUGUGUCGCUGGACAACGUGGAGUACGCCACAGCGGUUCAGGUGCUGCGGGACAGCGGGAACACAGUGGCUUUGGUGGUCCGCAGGAGGGUGGUACUCCCCGCCAGCCCAGAGCCGCAGACUCUCAGGCUACAGCUCACCAAGACCAGAAAAAAGGAUGACUUUGGCCUUGUACUGGGUUGCAAAAUUUUUGUGCGAGAGGUGGGCAGCAAGCUGGACAAUGGCACACAAUCACUGCAAGAGGGAGAUGUGCUGCUCAAGAUCAACAAUCACCCCACAGAAGGAAUGAGUCUUAAGGAGGCAAGAAAGCUCAUCGAGAGUAGUAAAGAGAAAUUGAACCUUGUGGUGAGGAGGGACACACCGAGAUCAACGUACCCCACAGAGUCCACAGCGAUGCAGAGCAAAGAAGGAAACUACCUGGAGGGGUUAAACGGCAAUGCGUACGCCUCACAGAACCUGUACGUGCAACCACCAACGCGUCAGAAUGUGUUGGAAGACAAGAGUAACCUAGUGCCGCGAGGGCGGUCGAGAGGACCGCUGCUGGACGGGGGCUUGUCCCUCAGUCAGCUGGACCGCCCUGCCUCGCCUUCCCACAGUCGCAGCCGUAGUGGGCUGGCCGCUGAGGAACCCCCGGACCCUCCUCGACCGCCCCCUCCUAGACCUGAAGUAUUUCGGGGCAACCUAAAUUACUACAGCAGCAGUAGACAACUUUACGAUGAUGAUCCUUUGCUUCAGAGAUCCAAACAAGCCAUGCCAGACCCCAGGUUCAUAACGUUCCAGAAGGAAGGGUCGGUGGGUAUCAGGCUGACGGGGGGUAACGAGGUUGGUAUCUUCGUCACCGCAGUACAACCUGGCAGUCCAGCGUCUCUGCAAGGUCUGCAGCCUGGCGACAAGAUACUCAAGGUGAACGACAUGGACAUGAAGUCUGUGACAAGGGAAGAGGCUGUGCUGUUUCUGCUUAGUCUCCAGGACCAGAUCCACCUGAUAGUGCAACACCGGAGAGACGAGUACGAGCAGAUCGUGGCUAGCCAGCGCGGCGAUUCCUUCCAUGUCAAAGCCCAUUUCAACUACGACCAACCAAACAAGGGGGAGAUGAGCUUCAGAAAGGGUGACGUCUUUCAUGUGACUGACACACUCCACAACGGCGUCGUGGGAGCAUGGCAAGUCUACAGGAUAGGUCGCAACAACCAAGAAGUGCAGAAGGGUAUCAUACCCAACAAGGCGAGAGCUGAGGAGUUGGCAACUGCACAGUUCAAUGCCACCAAGAAGGAGCUAACAGCGUCCGAAAGUAGAGGCAGCUUCUUCCGGAGAAGGCGGAACAGUCACCGUCGGUCCAAGUCCCUCAGUAAAGAUCACUGGGAUGACGUGGUGUUCGGAGACAGUAUCAGCAAGUUCCCUGCGUACGAGAGAGUGAUGCUGCGACAUCCUGGGUUUGUGAGACCCGUAGUUCUGUUCGGCCCUGUCUCGGAUAUCGCACGUGAUAAGCUGCUCAAAGACUUUCCUGACAAGUUCUCCUCUCCACAGCUGGAGAACAACCUGGAGGAGGUAGCAAAAGCCAAAAAAUCCAGUGGCAUCAUCAGGUUGAGUGCCAUACGCGAGAUCAUGGACCGUGGCAAGCACGCGCUGCUCGACAUCACGCCUAACGCGGUUGACCGUCUUAACUACGCGCAGUUCUACCCCAUCGUCAUAUUCCUGCGCGCAGAGAGCAAGCAGAUCGUGAAGGAGCUGCGUGCCGGCCUGGCCAACCCGACCGUGAUGGAUUUGUAUUGCGUG